UUAAUUCAUUGUGGUAGCACAUUGUGUCAGCUUCUUGUUACUGGAAUAUUAUCCAUGCGAAAUCGGUUAGAGCCAGUCUAUUCUGAGAAUUUUGGUCUUGUAUUUAAAUUAAACUGGAAUAACCAGGAUGUCGCUUUUGCGUGAAUCUGUAAAUAUAACCAAAUGCAGCAGAUCCGGUGAUACUUCUAUCAUUCGGACAUUUAGGCGUAUCGGUAGUGUAGUAUUAGGGGAAGCAGUUAACCAUCCUAACUCUGUUAAUAUCGAUCAAAGUAGAUCUGGAUUCAACUUGGAAUUCGGAUUAACUCGAGGGCAGGGCCUUUCGGAAAGGCGUCAAUAUUCUACUAGGACGUCUCUGUUCAAAUCAAACUAUUCAAUAGAUACUUUAUCAUCAGGUUUUUUAGGUGUCAAUACAUCUAUAUCUUGUAACACAUCAAGCGCAUUAUUUAUGUUGUCACAGCUUUCAGCAUUUCACUCUUGCCGUUUUUCUAAAGGGAUGAGUGUAAUACCAAAUGGCAACGCUGCUAUCGUCAGUGAAAAUGGCACUGCUUCCUUUUCAACAAAAUCAUCAUCCAUCACAAGGGAUUUAGAUGCUAAUAUUAUGGGUCCUCUCUGUUCGAAAAUAGAAGACUUGUUAGAGGUUAAACUUGCCCAGAUUGCUGAAUUACGAACUAAAUUCGGUCAAACCAAGAUUGGAGAGAUCACUAUAUCUCAGGUUCUUGGUGGUAUGCGGGAUAUGGUAGGUAUGAAUUGUGAGACUUCCCAUCUUGAUGCGAACACUGGUAUUACAUACCGUGGAUUGACCAUUCCUCAAAUCUUGGAGCAUCUUCCAGGUCUUACUCCAGGUAAUAAUUGCCCCUAUACGGAAUCUGUGCUAUGGUUGCUUCUGACGGGCCAGGUUCCCACUGAAGAAGAGGCGUUAAUGCUUUCAAAAGAGCUCGCUAGGCGCGCUCGUUUGCCUCACUAUGUCUACAAAGUGAUUGAUAAAUUACCCAUAUACUCUCAUCCCAUGACUCAGUAUGUGGCUGCUAUCACUGCGUUGCAAACUGAAUCUGUUUUCCGCAAGGCGUACAGUGAGAAGACAUACAGGAGAGACACUGCAUGGAAGGUAGUCUUGGAGGAUGCCUUGAAUUUGAUUGCUCAAAACCCUUUGAUUGUCGGAUACAUUUACAGGCGAACAUUCGUUGACAACAUGAUCACUGACGGUCAAGGCAUGAUAUACGAUCCGGAUAUGGAUUACGCGGCUAAUGUAGCCAAGUUAAUCGGUAUUGACACGCCGGAAUUCCAUGAUAUGAUGCGCUUGUAUAUUGCUGUACAUGCUGAUCACGAAGGUGGUAACGUAUCAGCCCAUUCGGCGCUGUUAAUCGGUUCUGCGUUAUCAGAUCCCUAUUUCUGUUUUGCGGGUGCUUUAACUGGUUUAUCAGGACCCCUUCACGGUCUGGCAAAUCAGGAAUGUCUAUCCUGGAUAAACAAGUUAGUUGAAGAGCUCAAGGGUAACAUAACUUUGGAGACCGUGACAAAAUUCGCUCAAGACACUUUGAAGAAGGGCCAGGUCAUUCCUGGGUAUGGUCACGCUGUUCUCAGGGUUGAAGAUCCCAGGCAUACUGCCUUUGUCAAUUUCGCUCACAAGCACUUCCCCGAUGACCCUUUGGUCAAGGUUCUGGAUAUAUGCCUUAAGGCAAUUCCGCCAGUUCUAGAGGCUACUGGUAAAGUAAAGAGUCCUCAUCCGAAUGUUGACUGUUCUACUGGUAUUCUUUUGUCUCAUUUUGGCAUAUCUCAUCCUGACAUGUUUACUGUUUUCUUUGGUAUAUCCCGUGCUAUUGGAAUUAUGUCUCAACUGGUGUGGUCGCGUGCCCUUAGAAUGCCAAUAGAGCGUCCCAAGUCACACACGGUUGAGAAAUUACUUGAGAUGUGCAAGGAAGUAUAACAUAUAUUUAUGUAAUAUUAGUGUG
This is a messenger RNA of Babesia bovis T2Bo, 1949 nucleotides long. RefSeq names its product putative Citrate synthase 5 mitochondrial. NCBI's taxonomy places the organism in Eukaryota, Apicomplexa, Aconoidasida, Piroplasmida, Babesiidae. Gene Ontology annotation, biological process: tricarboxylic acid cycle; carbohydrate metabolic process. Gene Ontology annotation, cellular component: mitochondrial matrix. The record is from RefSeq and is a predicted model, not a curated record. The transcript has a single exon. Bases 128 to 1924 code for a protein of 598 amino acids.